Messenger RNA from Pogona vitticeps (central bearded dragon), 2574 nucleotides. It is a transcript of the gene TTLL12, whose product is annotated as tubulin tyrosine ligase like 12. The record is from RefSeq and is a predicted model, not a curated record. Gene Ontology annotation, cellular component: cytoplasm. Lineage: Eukaryota; Metazoa; Chordata; Lepidosauria; Squamata; Agamidae. Gene Ontology annotation, biological process: protein modification process.
ACACCCAGGAUGCCUCAGUACGUAUUGCUCGGGCUGUCCCUACCGAGGCGAGUUUCGUGCUGGAAGGAGCCGGCUGCGUAGGCAGGCAGGCAGGCAAGGCAGGCGGGCGCCCAGCAUGGAAGGCGAUGGCCCGGACGCUUACAAGGCGUUCGUGGCCCUGCACGGGCCGGCCCUCAGCGCUUCAGGAGUCCCAUCCCGCUACUGGCAGAGCCUGUGGCACAAACUGGAAAAUGAGGUGUUUGAUGCUGGUGAGUAUUUUGGGAUCAUGCGGGUCGAGGAGGCAGAGGAAGUGGGUGAUGAAGAAAUAGAAGAAGAAGUGAAAAGGAAACCGAACCCGUGGAAUGACCUGUGCUACAAAGUGAUAGUCACAAAUGAAAAUGGACUUCAAGCAACAAGUUCAGAUAGCAUUUUCCUGAUUGAUCAUGCCUGGACUUACCGUGUGGGACAUGCUCGUCAGCAGCUUCUGCAGGUCCCUGGUCUGCUUCAUAGAAUGGCCAACUUGAUGGGAGUAAACUUCCAUGGGGAAUUGCCAGAUGAGGGAGCUGUUGACCAAGUGCUGGAGGAGAUGUGGAAAUACAACCAGACCUAUCAGCUGUCUUGUGGGACUGCAGAGGAGAAAGUUCCUGUGUGGUACAUUAUGGAUGAAUUUGGAUCCAGAAUUCAACAUUCAGACGAACCCACUUUUGCAACUGCUCCUCUAUUUUAUAUGCCACAGCAAAUUGCUUAUACUGUUCUCUGGCCCUUAAGAGACCUUGAGACUGGCGAUGAGGUGACCCGUGACUUUGCUUAUGGGGAAACAGACCGUUUAAUCAGAAAGUGUCGACUGUUACCAUGGCUACCUAGUGAGGCUCCAGAUACCAGCUACUACACCAGCGAGCCAUCUGACGAUCACUACCAGGCAAUCUUAAAAGAAAACAAGGAGAAACUGCCUAUCCUGAUAAAGCCUACUGAAUAUGACAAGAAUAGAGUCUUCAAAGUUUACACAGAUCUCCAACAGGUACUUCAGAAUCUGAAUCAUCCCCGGUUUGUAUUUACGGACUCUGAACAAGAAGCAGAUAUUCUCUACAACUUUUCUCACUUCAAAGAUUACAGGAAACUAAGUGAAGAAAGGCCUCAUGUGAUGCUGAACCAGUUUCCAUGUGAAAAUCUCUUGACCGUGAAGGAUUGUCUAGCCUCCAUCUCGAGGCGAGUUGGAGGGUCAGAAGGCCCAAAAUGGCUGCCUCGUACUUUUAACCUUCAUACUGAACUGCCACAGUUCAUCAGUUUCUUUCAGCAGCGUGAGAGGAGAGGAGAAGACAACCACUGGAUAUGUAAACCCUGGAAUCUGGCCAGAAGCUUGGACACACACAUCACAAAGAGCCUUAACAAUAUCAUCAGGCAGAGAGAGAGCAUCCCAAAGGUGGUGUCUAAGUAUAUUGAGAAUCCAGUCUUGUUUCAUCUGGAAGGUGUGGGUCUGGUUAAGUUUGACAUUCGUUACAUUGUACUCCUGCGGUCAGUUAAGCCACUCAAGCUGUAUGUUUAUGAUGUAUUUUGGCUGCGGUUCUCAAAUAGACCAUUCUCGCUUGAUGACUUGGAUGAUUAUGAGAAACAUUUUACUGUCAUGAACUAUGAUCCUGGGGUAUCUUUAAAACAGAUUCACUAUGAUGAAUUCAUUCCUCUCUUUGAGAAGCAGUAUCCUGAGUACCCUUGGCAGCAUGUUCAAGAUGACACACAUAAGGCAUUCGUGGAAUUAUUUCAAGCUGCUUGUGCAAAACCUGCACCUUUUGGCAUCUGUGACUAUCCAUCCUCAAGAGCCGUCUAUGCCAUUGACCUGAUGCUUAAGUGGGAUACAUCAAGUGAUGGGAAACAGUACAUGCAGCCUCAGAUCCUAGAGGUUAAUUUCAACCCUGAUUGUGAGAGAGCCUGCAAAUACCAUCCAACCUUCUUCAAUGAUGUCUUCAGCACCCUCUUUCUGGAUGAAACCGAUGGUUGCCAUGUGACUGCCAUUGUCUAGCUCCAUGCCUUGAUUGGCUAAUGUGUAUAUCAUGGUGAUCUAUUUAUAUUUCAGUUCUAUGAGCUGCUUAUGCAACAAUUUUUCCUAUAAUUAAAAAAAAAAGUUAUCAAUUCUGUCAAAGUGAAAUGUCUAUAUAAUGGAGUUGUAUGCAAUGUCCACUUCCCCCAUUUUUGUCUGCUCAUUCAUUUUAUAAUCUACUUGCUAUCACAAAUUGUAUUUUUAUUAUAUACAAGAUUGCAACAAUUCAGUAGCAAAUCAGUUUCUUUUUUCUAUCUUAGCAGCUGUUAGUUUACUUACAAGAAAUAUCUGUACAGCUUUUCUCAACCUGCUUUGAAUUUAUAAUAAUGUGUUUAAGGCAAUUGAGAAAAACAUUGUUUUUCCUAACACCAUUGUGUCCCCACCUUUUAAUUUGUUUCAUAUCUGUAAGACAAGGCAUUUGAUUUUUAAAGCUGUGAGCUGGCUCAUGUGCCGCUCAGAUUUCAGUUUUAAUUUUAAUAAAGAAUGUCACAGCAAAAGUACCAGAAAUUGCCUUUGAAUGUCAUAGACAGUCCUCUAAUUCUGAUCUCCAGGAAGAAAAUGAU